GAUAAAUUGAAGAAGGAGAUUGCUAUCAUGAAACGACUUCGACAUCGUCAUAUUGUUCAACUCAAAGAGGUGAUUGAUGAUGCCAAGAGUAAAAAGGUUUUCAUGAUUUUAGAGUUCAUGGAAGGCGGUCAGGUUAUCUGGCAAGAUGAGAUCACUCAAACACCGUUGAUGACCGUGGAACAAGUCCGUCGAACGUUUCGACAAGUCUUGUUAGGACUCGAAUAUCUUCAUUAUCAAGGUAUCAUCCAUCGUGACAUCAAACCGGCGAAUUUACUUUGGACAGCCGAUCGAGAAACGGUCAAGAUUUCAGAUUUUGGUGUUUCUCAUCUUUCUGGAGUUUUGAAGCGAUCGGGAUCAAAUGACCAGGCCUUGAGGAAGACUGAAGGUAGCCCAGCUUUCAUGGCACCUGAACUCUGUUCACCUAAUACGUUUGGAAAGGGUGAAAGACCAGGUGUUGGAAAAGGCAUUGAUAUUUGGGCACUUGGCGUUACACUGUUUUGUUUAUUAUUUGGUAGAACACCUUUCAAGGCACCUAAUGAAUAUGAACUCUUUAAUGUGAUUUGGAGAGAAGCAGUGGUGAUACCA
Melampsora larici-populina 98AG31 is the source of this 585-nucleotide messenger RNA. RefSeq lists its product as uncharacterized. Gene Ontology annotation, biological process: protein phosphorylation. NCBI's taxonomy places the organism in Eukaryota, Fungi, Basidiomycota, Pucciniomycetes, Pucciniales, Melampsoraceae. The annotation marks the transcript as partial. The record is from RefSeq and is a predicted model, not a curated record. Gene Ontology annotation, molecular function: ATP binding; protein kinase activity. The transcript is spliced from 5 exons.